This is a messenger RNA of Oncorhynchus mykiss (rainbow trout), 4374 nucleotides long. The record is from RefSeq and is a predicted model, not a curated record. Lineage: Eukaryota; Metazoa; Chordata; Actinopteri; Salmoniformes; Salmonidae.
UAGAAGGGGCCAUCGGAGGGUCUAGUCCUGACUCUCUACAUCAUUUUCACAUUUUCACAGCUUUGGGAAACUUCUUCACAUGGCGGAGGCGCACGUGAACGUGUAAACAGAGAGGGGGAGAGGGUGAAAGAGAGUGAGAGAGCGUUAGUGAGUGAAUGUGAAUGCUUUCUCACUCCCUGGUCUCAGUCUGUUCUGUGUGUAUGGGAGACAGGGUCGUGAUGCUGUGGCUAGAGGACUGAAGCAGAGCACUCUACUACUAACGGGGUUUCCCUCCUCCCUUUCUGUCUCUAUCUCUAGAUUUUGACUGACACACUUGGCAAGAAUGAGCUCGCGCUCGCCAGUCAAGGCGGACAGCAUCCCCACGCAAGACCCGUCUCUCGCGCCUUGGAACAUCAGCUCUGUAAGCGCGCAUCGCCUGAUGGAGCUUCCGCCCGCGUUCACCUCAGUUGCCAUGACGGUGCGAUGGCCCUUCCCAACGGUGGAUGUCCCAGACCACCACCACUACACCCUCGGGUCCGUCAUCCUCGCCGUGGGCAUCACGGGCAUGGUGGGAAACUUCCUCGUCAUGUAUGCCUUCUGCAGGAGUCGGAGUUUACGUACUCCAGCCAACAUGUUCAUUAUUAACCUGGCGUUGACAGACUUCCUCAUGUGUGUGACUCAGACCCCCAUCUUCUUCAUCAACAGCAUGCACAACAGGUGGAUCUUUGGAGAGAAAGCAUGUGAGCUGUAUGCGUUCUGUGGAGCGUUGUUUGGGAUGACCAGUAUGAUCACACUGCUGGUGAUCGCCGUGGACCGCUACUUCGUCAUCACACGGCCGCUGGCGUCCAUGGGUGUGAUGUCCCGACGUCGGGCCCUCUACGUCAUGGCUGCUGCCUGGUUCUACUCGAUGUUCUGGUCCCUACCUCCCUUCUUUGGCUGGAGUGCGUACGUCCCAGAGGGGUUGAUGACGUCGUGUUCGUGGGACUACAUGACAUUCACGCCGUCCGUCCGCUCUUACACCAUGCUGCUCUUCAUCUUCGUCUUCUUCAUCCCCCUCUUCAUCAUCAUCUACUGCUACAUCUGCAUCUUCAUCGCUGUACGCAGCGCCACGAGGGCCGUGUGUAAGAUAAACGAGGGCACCAGGGACUCAGUGAAGAGCAUGCAUAAGAUGAGGACUGAGUGGAAGACAGCCAAGAUCGCUCUCAUCGUCAUCCUGCUCUACGUCAUCUCCUGGGCUCCGUACUCCUGUGUCGCGCUCACCGCCUUCGCAGGGUAUGCUGACAUGCUAACUCCGUAUAUGAACUCUGUUCCUGCUGCCAUUGCUAAAGCCUCUGCCAUCCACAACCCUAUAAUAUACGCUAUAACACACCCCAAAUACAGGCUAGCUAUCAGUAGGUACAUUCCAUUUAUGGGUGUGUUGCUGUGUGUUCCUACCAGAGAUCGUUAUAGCAACAGCAGCUUCAUGUCCUCCACCCGUCGCUCAACCCUCACCAGUACAACAUCUGACCCCGGUAAGACUGGCAAGCCCCGCCAGUCCUCCCUGUCCGACAGCGAAUCAGCAUUUACGGACACGGAGGGGCAACACUCCUCUCGUCCGGCCAGUCGUCAGGUGUCCAGUGAUGUCACCCAGCUCCAGCCCACCUUUUCCCAGAGGUCAAAAGGUCAUUGCUCCCUGAAGGUGAAAGGUCGUGACUCAGGAGCGUUUGAGAAAGCAGCUUCUCAGUCCCCCUCUGACCCUGCUGUCUGCCGCCUGCAACACGUCACUACGCUGACAGAGCCAGAGGACAUCUCCAUGUCUGAGAUCGUUGGUUUGACCAGUAUCCUUCCUGCUACUCUGGAUGAUGUCAGAGAGGAGAAGUCGUCUCAAGGUGUUAGUGAGCGUGGAUCUUCCACAUGCCUAACCGACCUGAUCCCUGCCAUCGUACUCACGUCUACGUCUAGCCCCUCCUCCAUCUCCCUGCUUCAAAGACAAGGUUCCCGAGGCAACCCAGCCAAUAACAGCAGUAAAGAGGCGGGGCUUGCUGUAAGAGAACCCGUGGAUGUUGUGCAGUUGGACAAUGUGUGACACAGCUGUGUGUGGGUUGCUUCUUUCCUCCUCUACGGGGUUCUACGCUACCACCUUGCUAUCUACUGUAACUCAUGCGCUGUGUGUGUGUGUGUGUGUGUGUGUGUGUGUGUGUGUGUGUGUGUGUGUGUGUGUGUGUGUGUGUGUGUGUGUGUGUGUGUGUGUGUGUGUGUGUGUGUGUGUGUGUGUAUUAGUGUUUCGUAUUUCUGAAUUUAGAGAAGUUUUCCAUUGAACUGAAGAAAACACCGAAUGUGAAACAGUUUGUUGGUGACUUUCCUUUUUAUUUCUUUAAACAAUGAGGAUUGUGAAAAUGUGGUCCCCUCCAUCCCCUCUUUCUCCCUUUCCCUCUCUCCUCCCCUUCUUUCUCCCUUUCCCUCUCUCCUCCUCCUCUUUCUCCCUUUCCCUCUCUCCUCCCCCGCUUUCUCCCUUUCCCUCUCUCCUCCCCCUCUUUCUCCCUUUCCCUCUCUCAGUUGUGUUAAUUGUCCUUUCAGCACCUUACAUGGCCCUGCCCCAGUUUGCUGUUUGUACGUGUGCCAGUGUGUGUGUGUCUGCACGCAGCAGACCCAUUCUGCAACACAGGACAAUCCACAACUAUUGAGCAACACUUGUUUUCCGAACGUCAAUUCUUCCGUGAUCACUGUUUUGCUGUCUGAUCAUCACGCGGCUUAAAUGACACCGUAUUCCCUAGAUAGUGCACUACGUUCAACCAGAGCCCCAUGUAGGGAAUAGGGACCCAUUUGGAACGCAGGGAGUGUAUGUCAUUGCUGAGUGUCGACUCUAUGAUUGUAGCGAUCCUUCUGGUAUACUAACAGAAUUUAUUGUAGUUCUGAAUAUUGAUGAACUGAUUGAUUUGUAAUGUAUUGAUGAACUGAUUGAUUUGUAAUGUAUUGAUGAACUGAUUGACUGUUUAGCUGUUACAUUAUGGAAAUAUGAAUCAAAAUAUAUAUGUAUAUGUAUUCUAAAUGAUGUGAUGGUUUAUUGUAGAUUUGUGAUGUAUGAAGUCGUCUAUUUCUGUUGUUUUUAUUUAUUUUUACAACUAAAUGUGUUACUGACAGCUGUGUGUUGCAGCGGUCUAUUUUCCAUCAGCUGUGUGUUGCUGCGGUCUAUUUUCCAUCAGCUGUGUGUUGCUGCGGUCUAUUUUCCAUCAGCUGUGUGUUGCUGCGGUCUAUUUUCCAUUAGCGGUGUGUGGGGGUGUUAUGAGGAGUUGAAAAGGAACACAUCUUACCAUCGCCACGGUGACCCCAUCUGCUGGUACAUGUCAGUCCACACUACAAUAUGAGGGUUCUUUAGGAAGGCUGAUGGUUCUGUGCGGUACCAUACUGGCCCAAAGAUCCCUUGGAGCCCUUCAAUGGCUCUUUGCAGUUCCCAAUUAUUCUUUUUUUCUCUUAGUAAUAAUUCAAAUGUGAGGACGGCAGCUCAUUGGAAUAGUUUGGUGUGUGUGGUUUGGUGUGUGUGGUUUGGUGUGUGUGGUUUGCACACAGCUCUUUUGGUGCAUCCGUGGGUGAGUAAGAGUGUCAUUCCAGUUUAUCUAAUGUGUUGUGUUUCGUUAUUACGUGUUAUAUAUAUAUAUAUAUAUAUAUAUAUAUAUAUAUAGUGAUGGUGUCUUGUGAAAGACUCAUGUAUGGCUUUGUGUCAACUGAGAACGGUUGACUGUCAGUAGUUGUCAGUUCUCUCCUCAGGGACCCCCAGCUGUUUCAGAGCUAGCACACCUGAUUCAACUUCUUAAUCAACACAAUAAUAAAAUCUAUGGACUUUUAACAAUAUAAUAAGUCAAUUAUACCAGAAUAAAUCAAAACCUGUAUGGUUCUACAAAGAACCUUGGAAAUUGAGAAGGGUUCUUUAUAGAACCAUUCUCCAUAGAGGUUCUGUAGUGCCCUCCAAAAGCAUUGUAACCAUAGCAGAACCCUUUUUUGGUGCUAUAUAGAACUUUUUAUUAAUGGUUCUUUAUAGAACCUUAGGAAAGGAUUCUUUAUAGCAUCAUGCAAGUUCCAUUUAGAACCUUAUGUGCAUGGUUCUUUGUAGAACCUUCAAAAAACGUUCUAUAAUGGAUGUGAGUGUGUGUACGCUGUAUGAGAAUCAGCCUGUGUCCCUCCUCUCCGUGUUAACCUGAAUACAUUUUAACACAAAUUAUAAUCUCCCCCCUCUCACUCUCAUUCUUACUCUCUCUCUUUCUCUCUCUGUCCAUCCAUCCAUCCAUCUCUCUCUCUCUCUCUGUGUGUGUGUGUGUGUGUGUGUGUGUGUGUGUGUGUGUGUAGUGUAUGAGUAUUCACCUUAACAACUGAAGACCUCCUACUCCUAUACUUAGACAUAUAUUGAGAUUCAAAAAUAAA